Manduca sexta (tobacco hornworm) is the source of this 6455-nucleotide messenger RNA. RefSeq names its product protein unc-119 homolog (gene unc-119). The record is from RefSeq and is a predicted model, not a curated record. Gene Ontology annotation, biological process: lipoprotein transport; nervous system development; cilium assembly. The transcript has 4 exons. Gene Ontology annotation, molecular function: lipid binding. Gene Ontology annotation, cellular component: cilium. The coding region runs from base 217 to 861 and encodes 214 amino acids. Lineage: Eukaryota; Metazoa; Arthropoda; Insecta; Lepidoptera; Sphingidae.
AUGUCAUAUUGAAUGUUAAAAUAGGUAAUCGAAUCGUCGAUUGUUAGCUUUAAGGAAAAUAUAAUAUUGUACAUGGCUUUUUUUCCUUCAUUAAACAAUUAAAAAUCUCCGAAAAUGUUUUGAUAAUACUUUUAGAUAUUGAAACUUUCACUGUGCCUAUAUUUUUCCGAUAAUAUAUUGUUAUUUGCAUCGAUUACCAGUGUCCUCAUUUGAAAAAUGAGUUUGGUUGGAAAAAAGUCCGAAUCAAUAUCUCUCCACGAACCUAAUAAUGACGACAUAAUACCAUGUCAAAUUACUCCUGAUGAUGUUUUAAGACUGGAUAGGAUUACGGACACGUACCUUUGCAGCCCCGAAGCUAAUGUAUACGAUAUUGAUUUUACGCGUUUUAAAAUACGCGAUUUGGAAACUGGCACGGUGUUAUUUGAGAUUGCAAAGCCCCCCACUGACUUUGGGGUGGACAGUGAAGGCACGGAAGAUGCUCCCGAAGAGCCCCUGGAUCCUAAUGCUGGAAGAUUUGUGCGCUAUCAAUUUACACCUCAGUUCUUAAAGUUAAAGACAGUUGGAGCCACGGUGGAGUUUACAGUUGGUGCUCGUCCUGUGAAUCAUUUCAGAAUGAUUGAGAAGCAUUUCUUCAGGGACACAUUGCUCAAGACGUUUGAUUUUGAGUUUGGGUUCUGUAUUCCAUUUUCUAGGAACACUUGUGAACAUAUUUAUGAGUUCCCCACACUGCCACCUGAUCUUGUUGAGGAGAUGAUAGCUGCACCAUUCGAGACUUGUUCGGACAGCUUUUACUUUGUGGACAACCAUCUGGUAAUGCAUAAUAAGGCUGACUAUGCCUACAAUGGUGGAGUCAACAAUUAAUAAUGUUUCAUUUCACUAAAUAUUUUGAAUUCAGAUUGGCACUAAAGUAUUUUGAUGUUUUUCAAAUAGUUUUAUGUACAUAUACAAAUAUUUAAUUGAAGGUGACAAAAGCAUAACAUUCCAUACAUGCCUUUAUUUAUGAUCAUUUUUAGUUCAUUAUAAUUUAAGUUAUAUAGAGGGUGUUCUACAAUAUAUAAAUUAAAUGAAUUGAAAUAAAGCAGUAAUUAUAUUAAAAAAAGAGAUACUUUAAGUGGAUGUGGACUUUCUAAAUCUUUCUAAAACUUCUGAAGUUUGAUCUCAGGAACACCCUAUGUAGUGAAAAUAGGUAAAUGUAAAAAGGUGGUGAAACUGCAAAACAUUCCAUAGUAAUUCCAGAUUUUUUUGUUUUUAAUUAAUUUUAAACAAUAAUUGGUAACACUGUGUUUUUGAAAUCUCACUGUUGAGCUUAAAGUAUACACAUUGUCACCAUAGCACCUUAUAUUUGGAUGUAUGCAAAAAAUUCUAAAUGUGGUGUGUGACACUUAAGUGUAAUAUUUUUGUAUGUGGGUGCUGAACUGAUUUGGACACGUUUCUAGUCAUUGUAUAAGUUUUCUUUUGCGUUUAAACGUGUUGGAUAUAUGCCUGAACAACUGAGAGAAAUUUUACAAAUAUAAAUAUAAGUAAAAAGGUUUUUCACGAGGAAAACGAAAGGUUAAAUGCCCUGUAAUUUAUACGUUUAGGGUAGGUCUGCCAGCAUUAAAAUUGAUAUCGAGCUAAUUUUACUAGGUUAUUCAGUAUUUGAAAAAACAUUCUAGAAGGUUCUAAGGUUUAGUUUCCAUUUGUAAUGUACAAAUUAAUAAUGCUUAUUGUGUGACCGAAUUAGUCCAGAAUUACACCAAAUAUUUUUUAAAUCGGGUUAUAUAAAAUACGGUAAACUGGUCGAGUGGUAGACCUACCUUGUAAUUCUUAUGGGCGUAACAAAAUGUGGGCCGUAGCCAAGAUAAUUCUUUUAUUAAAAUAAUUAUAGCGUCUCGCGUUAAUAACGAUUCUGCUAAUGUCAAAGUAUACAAAUCAUUAUUUCGGAAAAUCGAUAUACACGGUAAAAACAUAUUUUCGCCUUGGUUAGCGAUAGGUCUAUCGAUAAGGUACGCCAUUUCUAAAAUUGUUUUCUAUUAAUUUUAACGAUUAUUGAAAAGCAUCUUGACUACGGCCCAAUGUCGGAGUGUCAUUUGCGUGUAUUACAGGGAGUCGAAAUGGGAUAAUAAUAUCUACACGAAUGUUCUGUUGUACGCAACGAUAUUUUAUUUUAAAUAUUGUUGACUGUACAGCGUGUUUUAAAAUAUUGUAUUGAUGGGUUUUAUUGUGGUUUAAUGUUAGUAUGGAGUCGAUUCCAAAGCAUGUAGUAUUGAUUGAGAAAAAUAUUAUAAUUUUUAAGUCUCGUUAAAGUAUUGAAAAAGUAUAAACUUUCGCGUAAGUUGAAACCUAACCUAACCUAACCUAGUGUGUAGGUAAGUGGACAAAAAAUAUACCGCAUCUUAAGUAUUGCUGAUAUUCUGAAAUAUAUUAUCUCACGCUCGCUUACUAGCAGAGAAUACGUACUAUAUACCUGGCCCAAUAAUAAUGGAAUAUUGUUAUUGGUUAUUAGUGAGGUGUCAACUUAUGUGCCAGUAUAUCAAAGCAGGUAUCUAUGUGUACUUAUUUAUUUUAUUUAAUGACUGACAUAAUUCUAUUCUAAAACAUUGGUAAUGAUUAAAAUUUACUUAUUGGUUGAGAUGUUAUUGUAAGUUGCGUUCGUUAAUUUUUUUUCAUGGUUUAUAAAGAAAGUUUUUUGAAUCCGCUUUAUGAGAUAGGUAAGUUAUAGAACGACAGACGGCGUAUUAAAUUAAUUAUAUAAUUCGACAAAAUAUCUCCAGUUUUCAAGUUUUGAGCCGUCCAACGAUUGUUUGUUUCAAGCGUCCUUGUUUAAAUAAAUAAAUUUUAAGAAUACGAACUAAAAUGUGUUCACUAUGUAAAAUUAAUUUUAUUUUUAUUUUCUUUUAAAAUUUCUUUUGCGCUACAUUGCUUCCUACUGUAAUACAUAUUUUAUGAAUUAUGUAGUCUUACUGUAUAUUAACUGUACCAAAUAUAAAGCUGGAUUGUAAAUUAAUAAUUGAUAAAUGUGUUGGUAAGUUACCUGUUGAUGUUCCAUCGUACGUACCCGUAGCCUCAUAUGUAUUGGAAUUGGUUUAGAAGUUUUUUUUAUACAUGUGCAUAGCAAUAUUUCAACCAUCCUAAUACAUGCCACAAGUCCUGCAAGCUUUAAAAUUUGCAGAAGUCGGCUUGCCUUGAUUGUUCUAUAAAAAUUGCUUGCGAAAGUCAAGUUAUGCAAGAUUUUUACCUAAUCUAAACGUCGGUUAAGGAAUUUUACAAUUUAGAUUGUGAUGGUAUGAGAAUUGGACAUGCUAUGUUAAUAUUAACAAAUAAUUGAUAUCCACAGAUCACAACAAUAAGCCAAUCAAAAUAAGUGAUAUGUGAGGAACGAUCAAACUUUGUUGUGAUUGGUCUGUUUUCGCGAUCGAUCCAAGGAUAUGGUUUAUGGUAAAUUCGUCAGUUGUACUGCAAACGGUGUAACGAGAUCGAAGUUUUUACUAUAAGGCGUGGAAGAAUAGUAUUUUUAUUUAACAAAACAGCACUAUGAAAGUAGAUUGAAUAAAUUCUUUACCAUCCUUUCAUAGAAUACGUUUGAGGCUGCGUGUACGCAAUAAAGCGCGAAUGACACAUAGACUUUACGGGUAUAGUGAGGUGAAUAUUGUCCAUCGUCUACACGGGGCAGUAAUUCCACAUAAAAGGCUCGUUGGUGACAUAAGAACUCAUCAUUAGAUGAAGUAUUCUAUACACCUAUUCACAGUUGAAUGAAAGCUAAAUUCAUAUAGCAAAACAUCUUGCAUUUAUUUUCAACUCUAUUCAAAGUGGAGACAAUGUUUGUUAAUAGAAAAUGAAGCGUUUAUGUUUCGUCUUAAGGUUAUAUUUUGGAGAUUGCCCGUCGUUGUGUCAUUCGCGCUUUAUCCAGUAAUGUCGAAAUCCGUAAAUGAAACCAAUGUAGUGAUCGUAAUACAAGUAAUCUGCGUUAUAGACUAGUGUGUCAAGCUUAUAAUUUAGUACAUGUAUGUAAGGUAAGUGGAAUAUUGUGAUAAGCUUGUGUAACAACUAAUAUUUUAUCGGUAAUGUCUAUGGAACUUGCGAUUUGUUAACCUUGUAAUAUCUGUUGUUUCGACUGUUAGGUAUUAUAGAUAAUGCCUUCCACGAUGACGCGCACAACCAAUUUUGGACGAGGAAUUUUCGGGUUAACAAGACUCGAUUAUUGAUCGUAGUGGGUGGAAACACUCAUUGGUAAUAAGUGGGUAUUUACAGAACUAAAAUAUAAACGGAAGGUUGUGCUGAACUGUAAGCUAAUAGAGGAUAAAUGGGGCACGUCAUCAAGUGUGGAUCCAGAUUUCAAGUAACGAUAUCAAUUUUCCUCUGAACAUAAAUUAAAUACGUAAUAGUAUUAAGCGUGUAUUUGAUAUCAUACAAAAUAUUUAUGUUAUUAAAUAUAUUAUUGAGUCAUUCAAGGUCUUAUUCACUUAGACCUAGCCUAUGUCACGGGUCUUGACCCCAAGAACACCCCUUCUUUAGCCCUUGCGCGUCAUCGUGGAUGACAUUGUUUAUACAUACUUAUUUGUUCGAACCAGAGAUAAUUCAAUGUGAGAUAAAUUACUUUAUUUGUAGUCGUCCUUUCAAUCAUUCUGGAUGUCUAAAAUUUGUGUGCUGGUAUUCGUUUAAAUAUAACUGUUUUAAUUUAAUAUUUUAUAAAUCAAUGUUGACAACCCCAACCGCUGUGCCUUGUUUAUUAACAGCUUUAAACGUUACUAAUUUAUGACGCAGUAUCUUAUUCUCAUCAAUGUUUGAACAAUUUUCCCGAGACUUAUAUUUCAGCUGUCAUUCGAUAUACAGCCGUUUUUAAUAAACGAUCCCAAUCUCAAUCUUUAAUCCGAUGGCGAGAAUGAACCAAUCAAAAUAACUAAUUUGUACGCAUGUCAAAAGAAACUUUGUUCUGAUUGGUCGAUUUUGAGAUGAAAAAAGCGAUUAGGAUCGUUUAUUGAUAACCAUGGUUAGUCUUACAAUCUUAAUCGCUUUUUCGAUCCAUUGUGAAAAUGCACCAAUCAGAAUAAAGUCUUUUUUUGUCAAGCUUACGAAUGUUGAUUGAUUGGUUUAUUUUAGGGGUGAAAUGAAAACGAUUGGCAUCGUUUAUUGAAACUGCCGUAAUGGGUGGUGAAAAUGAUCAUACGUACACUACGACACUUACAAUGAUUUUGUCGCGCCUAUCAAAUCUAUGGUACUCAACACAAGACUUAACAGUGAUGUAUCGUGGCAGAGUGGAUAUCUAAGAGUCCGCUAGUAUAUCAGGGCAAAGAGGUUAACGGUCCGCCCCUUGUGAUAUUCCGAACAAUUUAAUUGAUACAAGAAAUAAAUAUCGGUUAUUACGAAUAAUCAUACUAUCUAAGUCUGAUAAACAGUGGCGACUGGUGGCAUAUAUUGGUAGCUAUCAUAGGUGGAACCAAUGCGUUCUAAAAUAUAAAAAAAAAUGGUACUAAGCGUUUUUUUUGCUAUGUUUUUCAUCCCAUGAUGUGAUAGGAGCAAACCUACGAAUUCCUGAAACUCUUACUCUAUAAACCGUAGUUCCGUCUGCGCAGCCGAGGAUCUCGUCCUGUUCCCCGACCCUUCUAAUAGUUCCGCCCCGCGUACCGACAAAUAUGGUAAUGGAUAGAUUCUAAAUACGCUCAUCCCACGAAUGUCUCAUUCUUUUCCAGGGGCCGACCUUAACCCUUUCGUAACCACGUAGGUUGCCUUCAACAUGGUCAUACAUUUCCAAGAGUUGCGAGCGCCUUAAGCGCUGUUCCAAAAGUCCGGUGUGUUUGUAUAAGCCAACCCUUGUGAGGCUAACAAAUGUACUUCAUGUUAAAAAAUGAGGACUGUAUUUAGAAAAUAGCACCUAAAAUAGGAUCCUCAAAUUAAUAAUUCUGAGAAGCUUCAGUGAAAAAUUUGUAUUUCCAACUCCAGUUUGGUUAAUUUAGUUUGUAGGUUGAAUAUAAGUGUUCUAAGUAAGUGGUGAUCUUAGCUGGUUAGUGUCAUAAAUGCAAGUCACAGUGAAUCUUGCCUUACAGGGGUGCAGUGGUGGGUGAGAAUUGUCCCUCGAGCCUCCAUCCGUGAUGAUAGUUAUUUAAAGUUAAUAAAUCAAUCCGUGGUAGCUAGUCGAUAAUAAAAAUACAAACUAUAACUGCUAUAUGGAAUAACCUUAAACUUUUUCCAAUAGUUUACUUCCUAAUAAUUUAAGGUCUUAAAAAUCUAAACCUAUCCUUAAUGGAUAAUCUUAAAUCCACUUAUUUAUUCUUGUCGACUGUUUUCAAAUAAAUGUUUGCGUGUUUUCUUAGAUCGUAGGGGUUGGCACACAUCCAAAACUUGUUCGUGAAUAGUAUUGCAAAAACAAUUUAUGUUAUCGAUUGCAAUUGUAAGCUAUCUGUAAUGUGUACCCUCCUGUAUACACUGUCACUAAUCACUACACUAGUUUUAUGGAAAUAAAUGAUAUACCAAACGUC